AUGAAAUAUUCAGUAUCCGUAAAGCUUGAGACGGCUCAUCAGAAUGUUUAUGAGCCUUGGGCAUCUCCAGACGAAAAGAACGAUCCAACAUCAAGAAACUACUCCUCCCCUCUCGUCACACUUGUGGUAGGAUCUGGAGAGAAAACAGAAACCUUCUAUGUGCAUAAGCACUCACUACUCAAGUUCCCUUAUUUCAACGGUGCACUACGCCCAGGGGCCUUCAUGGAAGGAAAAGAUGAGAAAAUGAAUUUCCCCGAGGAAGACCCCGCGGUUUUCCAUCGGCUGGUUGAGUUCAUUUAUGAGGGCAAAUGUUACCCGCGGAUCAUAAACGAGGAGGAAAUGGAAGAGUACCUCGAAGCGCCUAUUAUGGUAGUCAAAGAUGUUCCGAAUUCUUUGGCAGAGGGUUACGACUGGGGUUUAGAAAGCAGCAUCGCUUGCGGCUCCCACCUUACUACAGACGAAACGUUGUCGACUGUGACCGGCAUUAUUCAACUUCUGUGUCUAGCACAUCGAUAUGGUAUCAAUGAUUUGUGUAGCUGUUGCCUGGAUAAGCUUAGGCUGUGCCCGUUUGGAACCAGAGAAGUUACUGCCCUCAUCGAGCUUGUGUCGACUCAGAUCCCAGAGACCGAAUCGACAUCAGAAAUAUACGCAUUCAUGUACGAACACAUCCGCAUCCAAAAGCCUCGGCUAGAUGAUUGCCUCGUAUUUGAGCGUCUGUUUGAAAAUCGCGCUGUCCCAUCACAGACCCUACUUCAAAUCCUGAAAACUACGAAGACAAAACAAAUAGAAUACAUGCGCCAGAUCUCACUGGGAAUUGUUGGAGUCGCGGUGUGUCAUGAAGAAGUAACAGCUGCCGAUAGUCAAAAGAAGUACGGUACUGACGACAAACCACAUUUCAUAUUUGGUUCUGCUAAAAUAGGAGAAGUCUCUUCAGGCAGGGCAAACAAUUCGGAAGGAUUGUUCUUGGCGAGAAACAAUCCAGUUGGAGAUGGGGUAGUUUUUCCUCUGAGCAGCUUUUUCUUCCUGAAGAAAAACAAUAUAUGA
Molecule: messenger RNA, 1044 nt
Organism: Glarea lozoyensis ATCC 20868
Lineage: Eukaryota; Fungi; Ascomycota; Leotiomycetes; Helotiales; Helotiaceae
Product: POZ
Exons: 2
Coding region: 1-1044 (347 amino acids)
Molecular function (GO): protein binding
Source: RefSeq, a predicted model, not a curated record